UCCAACAUAGAUUACCAAUAACUGCGCAUCAUACAACAGCAACAAUGGGCCUACCAGUUCGCCAACAGCAAGACAAUGAUCGUGUUUCGUCUCUGGUCAAAGAAGCUCAGGCACUUGUAGCUAAAAAGGACGAAAUCGAAGCUCAGUUACGUGAACUUGAAGAAGGUUUACGAAUUCAAGGCGUCGGCAUGGACCAACCCCUCAUUGACCGAUCUGGUUUCCCGCGAUCGGACGUUGACGUGGCAGCAGCACGCACAUCGCGCAAUUUGGUUCAUCGAUUGCGUAACGACCAUAAGGAUGCUAUGAAAGAAAUUGAGCAAGUGCUGCAUGCUGUCCAUGAGGCUUCACGCAAAGUGGAUCAAGAACGAAAGACAACGCCACCAACACAACAACAGGAACAGCAAGGUUCCUCUUCUUCUCAUGUAUCAGCACAGCCCACAACGCCGUUCGCACGUGUGAAUGCAGUUGCGCCAGACUCGCCAGCAGAUGCUAGUGGCUUACAAAGAAACGAUAAAGUUGUCAAGUUUGGUCACGUUCAUGCAGAAAACCACGACCGAUUACAGGCCCUAAAUCGACUCGUCGGCCAGAGUGAAAACAAGGCAAUCAGUGUCCUAGUAUUACGAGACAGUCAGUCCAUUGACCUUACACUCACACCAAAGAAAUGGUCUGGACGAGGGACCCUUGGCUGUCAUAUUGUUCCCCUGUAAAGUAAAGCAUAAUCCAAGCAUAAUGUAUUGUGUACGUGUAUAUAUUGUAUCUCUGUCUUUUUCCCUCUCAAAUAAACGCAAGUGUUGCACGCCAAGCUAUAAUCAACCAAUGAAACCCAGCAAACGCAGCGAGAGAGAGAGAGAGCGCG
Zychaea mexicana is the source of this 856-nucleotide messenger RNA. RefSeq lists its product as uncharacterized. Gene Ontology annotation, molecular function: protein binding. Bases 45 to 707 code for a protein of 220 amino acids. Lineage: Eukaryota; Fungi; Mucoromycota; Mucoromycetes; Mucorales; Lichtheimiaceae. The record is from RefSeq and is a predicted model, not a curated record. The transcript has a single exon. Gene Ontology annotation, biological process: proteasome regulatory particle assembly. Gene Ontology annotation, cellular component: nucleus; cytoplasm.